AUGAAAAGUUGUAUCACUGAUGUCACUGCCUUGCUCUCGGAUCUCAUUGAAGCUAGGGACUUGACGAUUCCAAUUAAUGUGCAAAAGUAUAUGGGGGAAAAGCUAAGGUCAACAUUCGCUAUUCUUCACCGUUUGGAAGGUGUUUCGGAAUCCUCUGGCACUCCAAAACAAGGGGGAGAUCAACCAAAUCCUGUGAAGCAUGUGUAUGUUGUUAAAAGUGAAACUGAGCCAAAGGAGCUUAAAAGGCGAAAGGCACGUGAAGAAGAGAUAGACGAACAUCAAAGAAUUAUACAAGAAGCUGAAGCCAAGGAGAAGGAUAAAAAAGAAGCUCAACUUACAGUUAAAAGUAGGAAACUUUUGUCCAAAGUGGACUUUGAAGCAUCUUCAAAAUUCAGCAUUUGA
Molecule: messenger RNA, 402 nt
Organism: Lactuca saligna
Lineage: Eukaryota; Viridiplantae; Streptophyta; Magnoliopsida; Asterales; Asteraceae
Source: the annotation of a GenBank genome assembly